Messenger RNA from Arabis nemorensis, 351 nucleotides. NCBI's taxonomy places the organism in Eukaryota, Viridiplantae, Streptophyta, Magnoliopsida, Brassicales, Brassicaceae. The record is from the annotation of a GenBank genome assembly.
AUGAAGAGUUCUUCGUCAGAGAUUCCUCCGGUCCAAACAAGGUUUUCGGAGCUUGGAAUUGAGGCUGUAAUGUUGUCUGACUCAGAAUUCCAUAGAUUCUCCAUCCUUCCUAAAGAUGGUGUCUUGUUGUUGGAUAUCCAUGUAGUUGAGCAGUUGUUGAGCUCUGUCGAGCUUGUGGAAUUGAUGGAGAAGACCCUAAUGGGGAAGGUCAAGGGCUCUCUCUUGCGUUCAACCAAUGUACUCGUUGACGAUGAGUUUUCACCGGAUGCUAACUGUAAGGUAAUCACUGCCGUUUACUUCUUCCAAAGCCGUCAUCUGGAUGAGCGCUGCAUAUUUACAUUUCUAUGUUGA